Molecule: messenger RNA, 1350 nt
Organism: Coregonus clupeaformis (lake whitefish)
Lineage: Eukaryota; Metazoa; Chordata; Actinopteri; Salmoniformes; Salmonidae
Product: actin-related protein 2-A-like
Exons: 9
Coding region: 84-1193 (369 amino acids)
Biological process (GO): Arp2/3 complex-mediated actin nucleation
Cellular component (GO): actin cortical patch; Arp2/3 protein complex
Molecular function (GO): actin filament binding
Source: RefSeq, a predicted model, not a curated record
GCCACAGACAGCCAGGGUGGUGACUUCCGGCUUGCCGAAGAAAGUUGAGCUGGGGAGGUUUGCUGGCUCCUGAGUUUUGCAAAAUGGACAGCCAGGGAAGGAAAGUGGUGGUUUGUGACAAUGGAACCGGGUUUGUGAAGUGUGGCUAUGCAGGCUCCAACUUCCCCGAGCACAUCUUCCCUGCCUUGGUGGGCAGGCCCAUCAUCCGCUCCACAGCCAAAGUGGGCAACAUUGAGAUUAAGGACCUGAUGGUGGGCGACGAGGCCAGCGAGCUGCGCUCCAUGCUGGAGGUCAACUACCCCAUGGAGAACGGUAUCGUCAGGAACUGGGACGACAUGAAGCACCUGUGGGACUACACCUUUGGCCCUGAGAAGCUCAACAUCGACUCCAGGAACUGCAAGAUCCUGCUCACCGAGCCGCCCAUGAACCCCACCAAAAACCGCGAGAAGAUCAUUGAGGUGAUGUUUGAGACGUAUCAGUUCUCAGGGGUCUACAUCGCUAUCCAGGCUGUGCUGACGCUAUAUGCUCAAGGCCUGCUGACAGGUGUUGUGGUGGACUCUGGGGACGGUGUGACACACAUCUGUCCGGUGUACGAGGGUUUCAGCUUGCCCCAUCUGACACGACGCCUGGACAUCGCUGGGAGGGACAUAACCCGCUACCUUAUUAAGCUGUUGUUGCUGAGGGGCUAUGCGUUCAACCACUCUGCAGACUUUGAGACGGUGCGCAUGAUGAAGGAGAAGCUGUGCUACGUGGGCUACAACAUCGAACAGGAGCAGAAACUGGCUCUGGAGACCACCGUGCUGGUUGAGUCCUACCAGCUCCCAGACGGCAGGUUGAUCAAGGUGGGAGGGGAGCGGUUCGAGGCUCCAGAGGCGUUGUUCCAGCCACAUCUCAUCAACGUAGAGGGAGUAGGGGUGGCAGAGCUGCUCUUUAACACUAUCCAUGCAGCAGACAUCGACACCAGGUCUGAGUUCUAUAAACACAUAGUGUUGUCGGGUGGUUCCACCAUGUAUCCAGGCCUUCCAUCUCGACUAGAGAGAGAGCUCAAGCAGCUCUACCUGGAACGCGUGCUCAAAGGCGACGUGGACAAACUCUCGAAAUUUAAGAUCCGCAUCGAGGACCCUCCGCGGCGUAAACACAUGGUGUUCCUGGGAGGGCGCCGUGCUGGCGGACAUCAUGAAGGACAAAGAUAACUUCUGGCUGACCAGGGAGGAGUACCAGGAGAAAGGUGUCCGGGUGCUGGAGAAACUAGGGGUCACCGUCAGAUAAAGGCCCCCAUAAUGUUAGUUAGACGACCCCCCCCACCCCACACACACACAAUCAAACAUACAUAUAUAUACACACAAACAC